Molecule: messenger RNA, 3033 nt
Organism: Orbilia oligospora ATCC 24927
Lineage: Eukaryota; Fungi; Ascomycota; Orbiliomycetes; Orbiliales; Orbiliaceae
Exons: 2
Coding region: 1-3033 (1010 amino acids)
Source: RefSeq, a predicted model, not a curated record
AUGAAGGUUUCGGCACUACUAUUGCCAGUUCUGGCCGCCUCCUGGGCUUCAGCUGCCGUUCUGCCCAGGCAGAGGGUCUCGCACGGCAUGGUCCAAGCUUCGGCUGCUCAUAUGGCCUCUGGCCAUGGGAAAUUUCCCGUGAAUAAGGCUCCUCAGGACCCUACGUCUACCGCAACGGACUCAGCUACUUCCACUGAUACAGAUGUGAUCACUUCAACAUCUACAAACACUGAUUUGUCCACGUCAACCAUUACUAUCGACACCGAUACUGAUGAUACUAGCACCAAUACACCUACUGACUCGGUAACAACUACAACUUCUACUAAUGUCACUACUUCUACCAGUACUGAUGUCAGUACUACUACUUCCUCCUCGGUUAGCACUUCUGUCGUCUCUUCUAGCAGCUCCACUGUAACCCUGACCACUAGCUCGUCAGCUUCUCCAAGUAGCUCCGCUAGCAGCAUCCCAACUUCUACAACCUCUUCGCCAAAUCUUGUUUCGAGCAUUUUGUCUGGAGUAACCCCGGUCAUCACCAAGAUCACCGAGAUUGUGCCUGCUGCUACCACCACAAUCACUCAAACUCCUCCCGGAGGCAUUGCGAAGGUGAUUAUCAGCACCGUCAGAGCUAGCUUCACCACUGUCAGGACCUAUGUUAUUGAGGCUCAUGGACAUACUACUAUCACCCGUGUGUAUACUGUCCCAUUCCCUAGCCCGUCCGUGGUCAGGUCUACUAGUGUUACGUACUCUCCCAUCACAAUUGAGACUACGUAUACUACUGUUGUCACCGUGACUAGGACUCUUUCCACGACUUUCAGGUCAUGGGAUAUCUCUCGAUACACCACUCAUCGUCCUAUCACCGAAGUUGCUGUUGGUGAAGUCACUGGUAUUGUUACUGUCCACCCGGUUACUUAUACUAUCACUACGACAUAUACUACUACCGAAGAGAUUUUCCCAAGUUAUGCUACUACCACCUUUGUUGAAAAUGGAACACCGGUUAUUAGCACCAUCCAUAUUCAUCAUCACUCAGAUGACUUUGGAAUUCACUCCACUUGGGGCCCUGGUGAUUCCGCUUUUAACAUCCCAACCACUCAGGGUGGGCUUGUAAGCACUCCCUCUGGAACUCCGGGUCUGUCAUUGCCAACGAUUUCACUCCCAUCGGAGACAAUCCCUUCGAUUUCUAUUCCUUCGAUUUCUAUUCCUUCGAUUUCUGUUCCUUCAAUUUCCGCUCCUUCAAUUUCGAUCCCUUCGGUAUCGAUUCCCUCAAUUUCUGUUCCAUCUAUCUCAAUCCCCCCUCUUUCAAUCCCAUCUGAUAUUGUCAGCGAGAUUUUCCCAUCUGAUGUCCCAACCCCGACUUCAGUUCCAUCUAUCUCUGUUCCAUCUAUCUCUGUUCCCUCCAUCUCUGUUCCAUCUAUCUCUCUUCCGUCUAUUUCCCUUCCAACUCAAAACUUCGAUUUAAAUGCCUUGACUACCAGCUUAAGCACCAGCACUUGGAUUACCACUGAGCUUGUUACACUCUCAGAUGCUGUCACAACCGUGGUUGGUAUUCCUACCCACAUUCCGGCUGUGUCUCUUUUCACUAGCAUCCAAAGCCUAGUUACUACUCUUGAGAACGUUGUCACUGUCACUGGUAUCCCAACCACCUUCGAGGUUCCUACCACUUCUUUGAUCACUAUUCCUACUACUCUUUCUCUCCCCACUCCCUCUAUUCCGUCUAUUUCAGUUCCUUCGAUCAGUUUCCCUUCAGUUUCGGUUCCCUCAAUUUCGCUGCCCUCAAUUCAGCUCCCUACCGAUCUUCCAACUUCAAUCCCCUCCAUCUCUCUUCCUUCAGUAUCACUUCCAACUAUCUCUCUUCCCACCAUUUCCCUCCCCUCGGCCUCAGUACCUUCGGUUUCGGCUCCUAGCUUACCGAUUCCAUCGGUCUCUUUCCCAAGUAUCUCGAUCGUUAGCGUGACCGCCCCGGCAUCCACAGUUUUCCCAACUACUGGACUACUUGACCCUCUUGUUACUCCAAUCGAGAGUAUUAUCGUCGACCCAGUCACUAGCUUGGUUGGAAAUCUCGUGAGCACUCUUGUCAACAAUAUCCUUCACCCGAGUAUUCCAAGUGCCAGUCUCCCAAGUAUCAGUAUCCCGACCCUGAGUGUCCCGUCAAUCUCGGUUCCUUCAAUUACUCUCCCCUCUCUGAGCGUCCCAACGUUGUCAUCGGUUAGUAUACCCUCGAUCAGCAUUCCGACUCUUCCAUCAGUCAGUGUCCCAUCGGCCACUCUUCCAUCGAUCUCGGUCCCGUCAGCCUCCAUCCCAUCCAUUAACAUUCCAUCUCUGAGCCUCCAAACACUUCCGUCUGUGAGCAUCCCAUCGGUCACUGCUCCAUCGAUCAGUGUUCCAACAUUACCAUCGAUCAGUGUUCCUUCCAUCAGUAUCCCUACACUACCAUCAAUUAGUCUACCAACACUACCAUCGAUUAGCGUCCCGUCUAUCAGUAUUCCUUCCAUCAGUGCUCCAUCGAUAAGCGUUCCUACGCUUCCUUCUAUCAGCGUCCCUUCGAUCAGCAUUCCAUCGGUUUCAGUUCCAACAAUUAGUGUUCCAAGUGUUACUCUGCCAACUAUCAGUGUUCCAAGUAUCACUCUGCCAACCAUCAGUGUUCCAAGUAUCACUCUCCCAUCAAUUAGUGUUCCAACACUUCCAUCGGUCAGUAUUCCUUCGAUCAGCGCGCCAAGGGUCAGUCUCCCGAGUGCCUCAAUCCCAAGCAUCUCGGUCCCAACCGUCAGCGUCCCCAAGGUCACUGUCCCAACCGUCAGUGUUCCAAGUGUGACCCUCCCAACAGUCAGUGCUCCAAAGGUCACGGUACCAACUAGCGCCGUCAAGCCCACCGCCCCACCUGCUCACCCGGUUGUCAACAAGAACCCUGCGGCUAAGGGACCUAGCCCUCACCAGAUGCUUGAGUCUCAGGGAUUUAACCUUGUUGAGGAGAGCCAUCCAAAAAUCAGACGCGCCCGAGCUGAGACCUUCCAGAUCCGUGGUCGCCGAGAGGCAUAG